Molecule: messenger RNA, 1746 nt
Organism: Toxorhynchites rutilus septentrionalis
Lineage: Eukaryota; Metazoa; Arthropoda; Insecta; Diptera; Culicidae
Exons: 1
Coding region: 1-1746 (581 amino acids)
Biological process (GO): DNA integration
Molecular function (GO): nucleic acid binding
Source: RefSeq, a predicted model, not a curated record
AUGAACAUCGCCGACGAUUUAACUAAGUGGGGUUCUGGAACAACAGUAGAUCCGGAGUGUCGAUGGUUUCUAGGUCCACCAUUUUUACACGAACCCAUGGAAUCAUGGCCGGAGCAGCCCAAAACGAAAUUGUUGGUACCUGAUGAACUGAAGCCGUGCUACUUGUUCCAUCAUAUUGUCUUACCGGAAGCAAUCAUCGAUGUGACUCGAAUUUCAAAAUGGAAAGUAUUGUUGAGGACAAUAGCGACAGUGUACCGUUUCAUUUCAAAUUGCAAACGAAAAUGGAAGGGGCUUCCAAUUGAAGCAAUCAGUAUCGAUGAUGGGCGGAAGGCGAUUAUUCCGGCUGUACACGUAGCGAUCCAGCAAGAAGAACUGUGUAAAGCGGAACAUCUGCUUUGGCGAAUGGCUCAGGCAGAUAAAUUUGCGGACGAAGUGAAGAUUCUGAAGAGAAAUAAGGACGUCGCAUCGGAUCAAUGGAUACGUAUCGAAAAAUCGAGCCCUUUGUAUAAGAUGUCACCCUUUUUAGACGAAGAUUGCAUCAUACGGAUGGAGGGCAGAACAGCAGCAGCGAGUUUUGCUGCAAGCAGCACUCGCUUUCCAGUAAUACUCCCAAGAGACCACGUGAUAACCAAGAAGAUCGUGGAGGACUUCCAUGUGCGAUAUGGACACGCUUCGAAGGAAAUAGUUGUCAAUGAAAUUCGACAAGCGUUCUUCGUUCCGAAGCUACGAGCGGUGGUUGGAAGAGUUAUCAUCGACUGUUUAGUUUGUAAAUUACGCAGAUGUAAACCUGUUAUUCCCCGAAUGGCACCGUUACCCAUACAACGAAUGCAACCAUAUGUUCGAGCUUUCAGCUACGUAGGAUUGGAUUAUUGCGGACCAAUCGAUGUAACCGUAGGCAGACGUACUGAAAAGCGGUAUGUGGCAUUGUUCACUUGUUUAGUUGUAAGAGCCGUACACUGCGAAAUAGCUUUCAGUCUCAGCACAGAAUCGUGCAUACUUGCCAUCCGACGAUUCAUCCGACGCCGUGGAUCGCCGAUCGAAAUAUUCACGGACAAUGGCACGAAUUUUCAGGGAGCCAGUCGUGAACUUAAGGAACAGUUGAAACGAAUUGAUAGGGAGUGUGCCGACACCUUCACUGAUGCCAGAACAAAGUGGAACUUUAACCCGCCUUCUGCUCCCCACAUGGGUGGAGUGUGGGAGCGGAUGGUAAGAUCAGUCAAGGAAGCCCUGGUCUCGUUGAGUGAUGGGCGUAAAAUGAACGACGACAUCUUGAUGACGACAUUGGCCGAAGCAGAACAUAUAAUAAAUUCUCGCCCGCUGACAUACUCCGGAACAGAAGACAACGAACUGGAUACUAUAACACCAAACCAUUUCCUCCAUGGAAACUCGUCUGGACAGCAUCACCCAUUCCAAGUACCGAUUUCGCUGGCGGAAGAACUUAGAAGUAGUUACAAGCGAACGCAAGUACUAGCCAAGAAGUUUUGGGACCGUUGGUGCAAAGAAUACUUUCCAACACUGAACCAACGUAGUAGGUGGUACGAGGAUAGCCGGACACUGAAAGUAGGAGACUUAGUAUUAGUGAUGGAUGAUGGUAAAGGAGGUACAAGUAUCAGGGGCAUCGUAGACAUCGAUGGUCGUAUUCGUCAAGCCUUGGUUAGGACCACUAAUGGAUGCUUUCGAAGACCUGUGGCUAAACUAUCGAUUCUGGAGCUAGGAGAUAAACCUGCUGGCCUUACACAAGAGUAA